Anolis carolinensis (green anole) is the source of this 1333-nucleotide messenger RNA. Its product is annotated as zinc finger protein 572-like. The record is from RefSeq and is a predicted model, not a curated record. The transcript has a single exon. NCBI's taxonomy places the organism in Eukaryota, Metazoa, Chordata, Lepidosauria, Squamata, Anolidae. Gene Ontology annotation, biological process: regulation of transcription by RNA polymerase II. Gene Ontology annotation, molecular function: RNA polymerase II cis-regulatory region sequence-specific DNA binding; DNA-binding transcription factor activity, RNA polymerase II-specific. Bases 260 to 1201 code for a protein of 313 amino acids.
CUAUUAAGGGAAAGGGGGGAAAUAUUGGAGAUAAAGACGGUUUCUGCUUUUCAUACUCGUUCUUUUGCUUCUUUCUUGACCAGGGAAAACGAGGAUUCUGUGGAGCCACCUCUUGAAUGCAGUAAGGAAAACAGUAUUAUAGGAAGAAGAAAUCCUCCCAAGGUGGUGAUCUUGCUGAAUUUGUGACCUCACUUGCAAAUAAGACAGGAAAAGGGUAGAGUCAAAUAUCUGUAUUGCAAUCACUCAAAUUACUCUUGACAUGAAGGGGAAAGCGUAUAAAUGCCUGGAGUGUGGACAGAGCUUCACUCAGAAUUCAGAUCUAUAUUUACAUCAAAGGACUCACACUGGGGAGAAACCCUAUACAUGCCUGGAAUGUGGCCAGAGCUUCACUCAGAAUUCAGAUCUAUAUUUACAUCAAAGGACUCACACUGGGGAGAAACCCUAUACAUGCCUGGAGUGUGGAAGAAGCUUCUUUCAUAGUUCAGGUCUGUAUUCACAUCAAAGUACUCACACUGGGGAGAAACCCUAUAAAUGCCUGGAGUGUGGACAGAGCUUCACUCAGAGUGGAAACCUACGUACACAUCAAAGGACUCACACUGGGGAGAAACCCUAUACAUGCCUGGAAUGUGGGCAGAGCUUCACUCGGAGUGACAUUCUACAUUCACAUCAAAGGACUCAUACUGGGGAGAAGCCAUAUAAAUGCUUGGAGUGUGGACAGAGCUUCACUCAGAGUUCAGGUCUGUAUUCACAUCAAAGGACUCACACUGGGGAGAAACCCUAUACAUGCCCUGAAUGUGGUCAGAACUUCACUAACAAUUCAGUUCUAUAUUCACAUCAAAGGACUCACACUGGGGAGAAACCCUAUCAAUGCCUGGAGUGUGGACAGAGCUUCAGUCAGAGUGGAAACCUACGUACACAUCAAAGGACACAUACUGGGGAGAAACCUUAUAAAUGCCUGGAGUGUGGACAGAACUUCACUGAUAGUUCAAAUGUACGUAAACAUCAAAGGACUCACACUGGGGAGAAACCCUACAAAUGCCUGGAGUGUGGACGAAGCUUCGCUCGUAGUUCACAUCUACGUUCACAUCAAAGGACUCACACUGGGGAGAAACCUUAUAAAUGCCUGGAGUGUGGACAGAGCUUUGCUGAGAGUGGAGAUCUGCAUAAACAUCAAAGGACACACUGUGGAGAAGCCCUAUGAAUGCCCUGAGUGUGGAAGGAGCUUCAGUCGUAGUGCACAUCUGCGUCGCAUCAGAGGACUCACAUGGGUGAAACCUAUACAUGCAUGGCAUGUGGGAAGAGCUUCUGUGAGAAUUGAAAUCUACAUAGACAU